CCUUAGUGAUGAAGAAAAUGUUAAAACUGCAGAUUAAAUUUAAAAGUAUGUUUUUUUCCCCCUAGAGAGAGGGCUAAACACCCCGGGGUGUCAUUUUCUGAGAUGCCAAAAUCCUGUGUAUAUUUAAUCAACCACAAUCAGAAUCCUUUGCACAUAAUUAAACAGCUUUUUUCUUUAACCAAGAAGUCCAGUUUUCCAGAUCAACAUCUACAUUUAGACAUUUAAGCUUCUUAAUCUUCAGGCUUUUGAGCUAAAAACCUGAAGCUUUAACCCACCUUGAAGGUCCUUACUUUUAACUAGACUAUACGCAAUCAACCAGCGGCUGGCAAAAACAAAUCUGGGGGUCGCUAGGACCCAGUUCUGCCCAUCCCGCCCUGCCCUCUUCUAGGGGCGGUCCCGGGGUUAGUCUGGGAGGGAGCUCUGGUGUCCCUGCUGGUCCUUGGUGUGGGUGCGGUAGGGUCCCGGAGGUCUUCCUGGACCACUCCCGCCUGUGCCCUCUCUCUUCGCCUUCACUUCAGGCAGCCUCAGACGGCCGACUGCCCUUCGUUUUGGAGGACCCAUCCAGAUCAGAUCUGUAUAACUGCUAGUAAAAGGACUGGAACUUCUGCAAAGUAUCUGAGCAGCCAUUCGAGCCUAAGCCUCACUGCUCCCUUGCCCUGGUCUUUGAGGGAGCUAUGGCUGCAGAGGAGAUAUUGCAGAGCGUGGAUCAUUAUAAGACUGAGAUCGAAAGGUUGACCAAGGAGCUCACUGAAACAACCCAUGAAAAGAUCCAGGCUGCUGAAUAUGGCCUGGUGGUCCUGGAAGAGAAGCUCACCUUGAAGCAGCAGUAUGAUGAGCUGGAGGCUGAAUACGAUGGCCUUAAGCAAGAGCUAGAGCAGCUGAAAGAGGCAUUUGGACAGUCAUUUUCCAUCCAUCGCAAAGUAGCUGAGGAUGGAGAGACUCGUGAAGAAACACUCCUGCAGGAGUCUGCUUCAAAGGAGGCUUACUACCUGGGGAAGAUUCUGGAAAUGCAGAAUGAGCUGAAGCAGAGCAGGACUGUGGUCACCAACAUUCAAGCGGAGAAUGAGAGACUCACAGCUAUUGUUCAGGAUCUGAAAGAGAACAAUGAGGUGUUAGAGCUGCAGAGAAUAAGAAUGAAGGAUGAAAUCCGAGAAUACAAGUUUCGAGAAACCCGCCUCCUUCAGGAUUACACCGAAUUGGAAGAAGAAAAUAUUACUUUACAGAAGCUGGUGUCCACAUUGAAACAGAACCAGGUGGAAUAUGAAGGCUUAAAGCAUGAGAUUAAAAGAUUUGAGGAAGAGAUGGUUUUGCUAAAUAGCCAGCUAGAAGAUGCCAUCCGGUUGAAAGAAAUUGCUGAGCGCCAAUUAGAAGAAGUCCUGGAAACUUUAAAAAAUGAAAGAGAACAAAAGAACAACCUGAGGAAAGAACUAUCCCAGUAUAUUAAUCUCAAUGAAAGUGUGUACAAUAAUCAUAUCAAUAUCUCAGUAGAUGGACAAAAAUUUGCAGAAGAUGUGGCUGAACCAAACAACGAUGACAAAAUGAACGGACACAUCCACGGUCCACUUGUGAAAAUGAAUGGAGAUUAUCGGACUCCAGGAAGGAAAGGAGAAACUCUCCACCAGGUCUCUGACUUAUUCAGUGAGCUUAACAUUUCAGAAAUGCAGAAACUGAAGCAGCAACUUAUGCAGGUAGAGCGAGAAAAAGCCAUUCUUCUGGCCAAUCUUCAAGAGUCCCAAACUCAGUUGGAACACACAAAGGGGGCACUGACAGAACAGCAUGAGCGGGUUCAUAAGCUCACAGAACAUGUCAAUGCCAUGAGGGGCCUACAGAGUAACAAAGAGCUGAAGGCAGAGCUGGAUUGUGAGAAGGGCAGGGACUCAGGGGAACAAGCCCAUGACUAUGAAGUUGAUAUCAAUGGCUUAGAGAUUCUUGAAUGCAAAUAUAAGGUUGCUGUUACAGAAGUGAUUGACCUGAAGGCUGAAAUUAAGGCCUUGAAAGAGAAAUAUAAUAAGUAUGUAGAAAAUUACACAGAAGAGAAGGCCAAGUAUGAGAGCAGGAUUCAAAUGUAUGAUGAGCAGGUGACAAGUCUAGAGAAAACUACAAAGGAAAGCGGUGAGAAAAUGGUCCAUAUAGAAAAGGAGUUGCAAAGGAUGACGAGUAUAGCCAAUGAAAACCAUAAUACCCUUAACACAGCCCAAGAUGAGCUAGUAACAUUUAGUGAAGAAUUAGCUCAACUUUACCACCACGUAUGUCUAUGUAAUAAUGAGACUCCCAAUAGGGUCAUGUUGGACUAUUAUAGGCAAAGUAGAGUAACCCGCAGUGGAAGCCUAAAAGGACCUGAUGAUCCCAGGGGACUUCUGUCACCACGGCUCACCAGGAGGAGUAUGGUAUCACCAGUAGAAACAAGGACCCAAUCAGAAUCAGUUUUGAAAGAAAACACAGAUGCCAACAAGGAACAAAGUCCAACCAAAACACCAACAAUCUCUCCUGUCAUUACUGCCCCUCCUUCAUCCCCAGUGUCAGACACCAGUGAUAUUCGAAAAGAACCAAUGAAUAUCUACAACCUUAAUGCCAUUAUUAGGGACCAAAUCAAACAUCUACAGAAAGCAGUGGACCGGUCAUUACAACUGUCACGUCAACGGGCAGCUGCACGAGAACUGGCACCAAUGAUAGACAAAGACAAGGAAGCCUUGAUGGAAGAGAUUUUGAAAUUAAAAUCACUUCUGAGCACAAAACGGGAGCAGAUAGCUACCUUGAGGGCAGUGUUAAAAGCCAAUAAGCAGACAGCUGAGGUAGCACUAGCUAACCUGAAGAAUAAAUAUGAAAAUGAAAAAACAAUGGUGACUGAGACCAUGACGAAACUUAGAAAUGAAUUGAAGGCCUUGAAAGAAGAUGCAGCAACUUUCUCAUCCUUGCGUGCCAUGUUUGCAACCAGAUGUGAUGAAUAUGUUACCCAGUUGGAUGAGAUGCAAAGACAGUUAGCAGCUGCAGAAGAUGAGAAGAAGACACUAAAUUCACUCUUAAGAAUGGCUAUACAGCAAAAACUCGCCUUGACUCAGCGACUGGAGGAUUUAGAGUUUGACCAUGAGCAGUCCCGACGAAGCAAAGGCAAGCUUGGAAAGAGCAAGAUCGGCAGCCCUAAAGUAAGUGGGGAGGCAUCAGCCACCGUGCCCUCCAUUGACACUUUCUUCCUGCAUAGUCAGGGCUCACAGCCACCAAACAUACUGGUCAGCAGUGGCACUCAGAGGAAAAGACAAUUUUCACCUUCCCUUUGUGAUCAGAACCAUCCCAGGACUUCAGGGGCUUUCUACCAACAGCAUUUAUUAAGAGUCCCCCCUGAUCCCACCUCCACAGAAUCCUUUCUUCUGAAGGGCCCCCCUUCCCUGAGUGAAUUCAUCCAAGGGUACCGGCUCAACAAGGAAAAAAGGUUAACUGUGGCCCCACCAGAUUGUCAGCAGCCUGCUGCCUCCAUAUCGCCACAAUGCUCACAACUAGCCAGGAGGCAAGACUGCCAGACUGUCAGUCCUAAUAUCAUUCUUCCAGAAGAGCAGCCACAUUCCAGCUCUCAGUGUGCCCCUCUCAACUGUCUCUCCCAGCCUUCUUAUCCCUAGUCUUCAUCUUCAAUGGAAAAAAAAAGUAUGGAAUGGAAUUUGUACAACUGUUAUGCAGGCUACUCCCCAGCAUCCAGCAGGCAUUUCUGCCUAGUUGGUAACAUGAAUAAAACUUGUUUUAUUUCUAUACUACUGGAACUUGAGAGAAGGUUGAGAAGUACACCACAAGCACAGAGGCCAGUCUGACAGGAUGCUUGAUGGUUUCUCUGAUUGCAUACAAAGUUAGAUAAAGAAUGUUCAGUGAUAGGAACUUUUAAAAAAAAUCUGUUUCCAGAUGCUUGGCUUUAUCUCUUAAAUCAGAGGUACUUAAGCCAAUAUAAAAUAUAUGCUAGAAAAUCACAAAAUCCUAUCCUCCUCAUUCAGCCACAGAAUUCUGAUUCAGAUAUUUUUUCAGUCAAUGGUAUUUAUUUAUUUUUAUUUUAUUUGCACCACAAUUUGUGUUAGUAAAAUGUAAACCAAUUGUAAAUUUUUUUUGUAUAUAAUUUGUAUAUGUUUAAAUAAGCAAAAGUAGUUGAAUUAAGUUUGAUUUUAAUUAUUUAAAAUUGGCCUGAAUUUGGCUAUUUUUAUUGCACAAAAUAAAAAUCUGGUUCAUUGGAAUAUUCAUGUUAACUUUGUAUUUGCACUGCUUGUGUUUACGUACUUAUUUUCUAAUUAGUUAUUCAUUAGCUUCUGAUUUUAUAAUAGUUUUCCAUUGAAAACCAAUUAUUAAACCUAAAAAAGAUCUUAAUUAUGAUCAUUUACUUUUAUUCAACUAUUUGAUUACAUGCUUUUUUUUUAGGAUUUCCAGCAUGUAGAUGAAAUGGUGCUGUUCCAUUUUUAUGUGGCAACUCAUAAAGGAGUGCUAGACAACUUGAAUAAUAUCAUGUGUUCAUUUAAUUUUCUUUUUUCUCCAAAAUUCGAGGUCCCAAUAUAAGUCUUUACCUGUGAAAAGAUUAUAAGUAUAGAUGGCAAAAGAUAUAUAUGCAUAAAGGCAUCUUUAAAAAAAUUAGUUCACUUAGGUAGGGUUAAAAGUUUGGGAUAAAGUUGGUAUGACAAGGGUGAUCUUUUUUUCUGCAAAAUUUCCUUGCCCAAAACAAUAAAUAUUAAACCUUAGUGCAUUGUCAGCUUAUGACAAAUACUCAGGUGCCUAUGAUACACAGAUUAUCUUUGACAGUGCAGUGUUCCUAGCUAAAUUACAGAUUCUUUUAGAAAGCUUCCUAGGACAUAAUUUAAAGCAGUGAAUUUACAUAUGUCAAAAAAUAACUGACUUUAUUUUGCACAAUAACCUGACAGACAAGGAAAGUAGCUAAUUGACCUGUAGAGUAACAGUCUUGGGCUCCUCAUCCACCUAUUAAGUGCUAUCCAUUAAUUGCUCUUAGCCCUAAUUCCUUGCUCUUAGUCAGGUGGCCUUAAUUUAUUUAGAGAAAAAAGGGUUUGAUAUUUUCAUGUGACAAUAUCCAUGACUUCUCUACAAAUGCCACACUAAAAAUAGUCCACACUUUUCAUAGGAUCAUGGAAUUAGUGAUGGAAGGUACCUUUGAGAUCAUCUAAUCCAAGUCCUUCAUUUUACACAUGGAAAAGUCAGGCUCAGAGAGAUAAAGUGACUAGCCCAUGUGUACACUGCUAGUACAUGCCAGAGUCAGGUCAGGGUCAUUGACAACAGAAGUCAAACAAGAAUCAUUCAGGAGUUUAAGGGAAAUCAGUCAAGUUCAAUGGUUAUCAAAUUCUAAGUAAUAAAGUACAUGUUUUUUUUUCUUCAGAAAUAUGCACCUGUCAUGUGCUAAUUAAGAAGCAGCAACCAUCAUUUCCAAAACAACUAAAGAACUUACCUACAUGUGUGGUAUGUGCAACAGUGCCACUUACCAAAUGUAACUUCAGAUGAAUGGUGAGAUUGUGCACCAAAACAAAUAUUAAGGUUUAGGUUCAAACAAAAUUAGAAAACAAAUCUUCACCAAAGUGUGACCACUGCAACAUAACUUUCUGCUCUGUUUCUUAAUGCAUUUUCAAGCUGUCCCUGAACAUUUUUCUUAUCUUAUUUUACCAUGGCCAUCUGGUGCCAUACAUAAACAGUGUAUGCAUUUUUAUUACAGGUCAGUCAGCAUUUUUUUUUAAUGGAAGCAUUAUCAUGCUGUUUGGACCUGAAAUGUAAUAUAGCUGCUACAUAGUUUUUUUAAAUAAACACUCUUGUGCCUGAGGAAAUAUUUGCCUUUAAAAAGGACCUCAGAACACCUUCCUAGAUUUCCUCAUUAUUCUUAUGUAUGGUACUGGGAAUACAGUGGGAAAUACCAUUCUAAAAUUAUGUGAAUAUGUGUCAGUAACACUCUGUUGCAUAUCUGGAUAUCUGAACUGGAUUUAUGACCCAAUGAAAAACCAGUAGAAAAUACAAAAAACAUUUCUUCCCUCUCAGAUAAAAUAUCUCUAAUUCUAUAGCAUAUGUUUGAUAUUAAAAGUUUCUGUUUUAAGUUGCCAAAAGAAAAAGUAAGUUUGCUUUGAAGUAUUUAUGAGAUACUUAUUUUAGCUAAAACUUGCUAGAAUGUGAAAACUUAGAAAUGAAUAUCUAUGUCUCCACACAAACCAGUUGGAUCCAAAAGCAGCUGCUAAAAUCAUAAGAUCUUAACCACCAUCUAGUUCUGCUUCUUUUUAUAACUGAUCAUACAGGCCCAGAAAUUUUGUAUGAUUUGUCCAUAUGAACCACAACACUAGAAAGAGCCAGUAUCAGAAUUGAAAAUAAGCUUUAAAAUUGUAAAACUGAUUACAAAUACCCUGAGCCUCAGUAAGGACAAGGGUAGGGUAACAGACUUAAAAAAUAAAAAUAACCCACAGCAACAAAAUAACAAAAAAAGCAUUGACUAAGUAAAUACAGAAAAUAUUUCGAUAUUGCAAUAGCUAAAGAUGCUAUAGCUCCUUUGUUACUGUUGUUGUUGUUGUCUGUUAUUGUUGUUGUUUUAGGGAAGCACAAUAGUGUCCAUUAAUGGGAGUAGAUGAAGCAAGAAUUAUGAGAUAAUUGUUCAUUUACUGAAUCUACUGACUUUUGCAGUUGAGUUGGUUCUAGGCUUCACAGUCAAGAGUAUUGUUCAGCAUGCUGAAAAAAAAUAAGCUCAUUAAAUUAUUAAAGAGUGGGAAUAGUUCAGCUAGGAGAAGAGAAGGAAGACUCUUCAAAGAGAGGAAGAGUUUUAAAGAAAAGGUAACUGACCAUUUUUUGUUUUUCAUCACUGAGAACAGAAGAAGAAACAAGAGGAUUAAAAAGAUUUAGGUUAGCUGGGAAGUUUAGGUUAGCUAAAAGAAAUACUUUUCAAAUAAAUAUUACAUAAAAAUGGAUUAUUAUGGAAGUUUGUGGAAUCUCCUAUAGAGUAGACACACAGUUCUUUGGUGUGGUUUAAGUACCUUAAUUCAGGGUAUUAUGCCUUAAAAUAUCAUAGCUCUAAUAUUCCAUAAGCACACAAUUCUGUGAAAAUCUAAAAGAAAAAAUAUUUUAAAUUCUCAGAUUGGACAUAAAGACACAUAGUAACCUUUGAAAAUAGGUUAAGAGUGUUAGCAUUUUUCAUGGUACCUAGCAAGAAUUUUCUUUUCCGAAAAGCAGACAAGGAUAGUUAGUUUCUUUCUAUCAAGCAAUAUUCUGUACUGUCUUUUUUCCAUAGUUAUUCAUAACACUGAAAUUAAUAGGCAAAAAUCAACAUGAUUAUCAGAGGACAAUAAAACAAAUAUACUCGGUCAUACUUAGGAAGCCAAUGGUGAACAUUUCCCUACAAAAACCUUUAAAAUCUGUUAAUUUCAGAAAAGUAGUUUGAGCCUACAGUCUUGUAAGCAGCUGGCUGGAUGUGAAUACAUUUACUCUUUUCCAUGUGUUAGAAAAGUCAUUCAUUUCCAAACAUGAAUUUAACAUUGGCCACAUAAGGACAAUGAUGAACAUAUGAAUCAAAUGACUUGCUAUACAAAAAAAAUGAAAAUUAUAAAAUGUGAGGAAGAGAGGAGCAAAUAAAGGAAAAUGUAUCUUCUACUAGAAUAUGAAUGUCAGUUUCCAUGUCUGACUGUAUAAUUGUUCAUUGCUAACCACACAAGAAACAGUGUCUUUCAGAAAGACUUAUCAGGUGAAACCUUUUCUGGAUUUUGAAUUGGUUGAACUAUAUGCUAGUGAAACGUUUUAUGGCCACAAACAUAUUUAUUAAUUGUCAAUAUGAAGUAGGAUUCAAUUUGAAGGAAACUUUUGGGAAAAAACCAAUGUUUUGCUGCUUAUAAACAUAGGAUAGUAAAACUAAGUUGCCAUAUUUAAAUGUUUGAAAAUAGGGGGAAAAACACUUGAAGAAGCUGCUAAUUUAGGGUUGAUAGCAUAACCACUAGCAAUAUAAGACUAACAGAGUCCUCAGUUCCUUUUUUUUUUUUUAACAAAUGUUCACUGGUCAUUUGGUAUCCAUGAUGAAUUUAUGUAUUUCACAAAAUGGGGACACUGAAACCUGAAGACAUAAAGUCAACUGAUGUUUUACUUUUGCAGCCUGGUCAUGUUAACACCCAAAACAUUAUAGCUGCCAUUUAUCUAGACUUUCUUCCCCUUUUACACAUAGUAGUAUAUUCAGUGUUCAAAAAUAUUUCCCUAUUGAUGAUUUGUCCUUAUUUAUAUUCUAUUAAAAAAAUUUUAAAAAACACCUUAGCCUAAGGGCACAGCUACAUAUAAAUAUGCAAUAUCAAAUGUUUGCAUGAGAUUAUUUUUGUCAUGUAAGUUUUCUCAUAGUCAUCAUAUAAAUGCUUUAGAAUUCUUUUUCUUUCUCCAUUAGGAAUUUGAUACAUAUACUUGUUUCCCUCUACACAGAGAAACGCAUGGCUUUAAUCUUCAGUUCAUUUUGAACCUCUUUAUUGUGGAGUUAUUUAAAAUUUAUCUAUUAAAACUAAAAGUUAGAUAAACUGCUGGGCCAAGUCACUUUUUGUGUGAUUGGUAUUUAUUUGCUGGCUGCUAACACAUUGAUUUUUUAAUUAACUUUUUAGAAAUAUCUGUUAAUCUUUGUUUCUUAAUGCAAACAUUAGAAAGUUAAUCUAAUAGUCCUCUCCAUGAAGGUAUGACUUUUUAAAGCAAUAUUAAUAUGUAAACAUUUGAACCAGAGAACCAAAAAAAGGUAAGGAAAAUGUUGAAAAUCAACUGGCCAGUCUUCCAAAAAACCUUUAUUAUAAAAAAAAGCAAAAAUCAUUCUCCUCUUUUUUUCCCCAGUUAUGAUUGCAAAACUGACUUCUGGGGAUAUAAAUUACCUUUAAACUAUUGCCACAAAUUUCUAACAUAAUUAACUGUUAGCCAAUUCAUUAAGCCUUUGAAAAUUAGUUUUAUGACAUUUUUAUAAUUUAUUAUGCUUUUAUUUGCAUGUUAUAUAUCUAAUGAACCAUUGAUGAUUCUGAUAUUAUCUUUCUUUAUAGAAUUAACAUUGGGGCAGUUUGUGGCAAACUUUGGUUUCUGUCCUGCAUAAUUAUUGCUUUAAUGCUUUAACUUUUCAUCAAAAAUUUGUUGUUUUGCCCCUUAAGAGUUAAAUGAUGUGGAAUUUUUCUAGAUGGUAAUAAUCCCAUGUACUGAUUGAUUUCAAAAAUGAUAUAAAAAACUCUUCUUGUAUUGCAAAUUAUUUUAAAAUUCGUGUCAAAUGAACAUUGUUAUCAAGUAUGUAUGGAUUUGUUUUAAAAAAAAAACAAAAUAUUUUUCAUGCAAAUUUAUCAUCCCUUGUUUUAUUUCUUUUAACUGUGGACAAUCUUAGAUUAAUGUCUUGUGAGGGAUUCAUAUAAUAUGUGUUUGUAUUUGUGUAGUUCUUGCGUUGAAAUGGUUGGAAAAGCCACUCUAGAGCUAAGAAAAUAACAGAAAGCUAAUUGUAUUGAUUCUUUCCUCUUUGUUUCUGUUACCAGUUGAAUGCAGUGUAACAUGGAAAGCUCUUCCAACAGUAAAUAAACUGGUUAUCUUUUAUUCA
Messenger RNA from Phascolarctos cinereus (koala), 9523 nucleotides. The record is from RefSeq and is a predicted model, not a curated record. Lineage: Eukaryota; Metazoa; Chordata; Mammalia; Diprotodontia; Phascolarctidae.